AUGAAUCCGGAAAACGGAGGAGGGCAGUGUGUAGAAGCGGUGGACGGCAAGCAGUUCGAUGAUCUGUAUAAGGCGACAAUGGAGAACCGAUGGAGCCAAGUGUUACAAAUUCUCAAGGAAAACAACACCCUUCACCACACCAAGCUGACCAAGUCACUGGAGACGGCUUUGCACGUCGCAAUCUCCACUUACCAUCCUAAAACACCCUCCUCCCACCUCACGCACAUGAUUCAACUCAUGAAGAGCAGUGGCACGCUAGCCACCGUGCUGGCGACGGAGAACCAGAGAGGAGACACCCCUCUCCAUCUCGCGGCUGCCGUUGGAUGCCUACCCAUCUUCGACAGCCUCCAGGAACAGGAUCUCCUCCAGCCCCCCCUCCACAGUCGGAACAAAAAGGGGGAGACGCCCUUGUUCCUGGCCGCUCUUCACGGCAACCUCGCUGUUUUCCGCCGUCUGCACAAACUUAAGCCCCAAGACGAGUCUCUCGCCCGCAGGAAAGAUGGAAAUACCAUCCUGCACAAAGCUAUUUUCGAAGAAAACUUCGAAUUAGCUUAUGAGAUCAUUUGCAAGUAUUCAAAGAUGGUGAAGUCUAUAAAUGAAGAUGGAGAAUCUCCCCUCCAUGUCUUGGCCAAGAAACCGAAUGUGUUCAAAAGCAGCUCCCAUCUUCGAUUCUAUGACUCCAUCAUUUACUACUGUGUGUUUGUUGAAAAGUUAAACGAUGAAAAGUUCAGCAACGGAAGCCCAGAUGAUUCGACGGCAGCUCCCUUGGAAACUAAGCUUAAAUAUCCAGACAACUACACAACAUGUGUGAAAAUCUUUCUAAUUAUUCGAGAUAGUAUUAUUGUAAUCUUCAAGAAUAAUCGACCCAGCGAUGAAGAAAAUCAGUAUCACCAACAAAAAAGAGCUCUAAACUCAGCUAUUGCCAAGGGAAAGAAGGGAUACAGAAGCUAUCAUGAUUUAUUUCCUGUCAACUACGAUACUUGCAUAGAUCUUUUCAAAUUUGCAAUGAAGGUCAUCCUUAUUAUCCUUGGAGUUGGAUUUUGGAGGGUACAUAAGAUAAACGAAAAGAAGAAACGAUACCUAAAUGCGAUGGAUGUUUUGGAUAAAAUGUUGGAGGAUGAGUCAGGAUACAAAUAUGAUAACAACGGUCAACGCCCUCAACUUGAUCCACAAGAAGUUUCUGGAAAAAUCGAAAUCCCCAAAGCGCCGCCUCAGUUUGAUGUUGAUGAUAACACAAUAGCUCCCACCACUGCGCCAACAUCUUCAUCCAAUCCUCCUCCUCAAUCCAAUGCUCAACACAAUCAAGGCAAGAAGGCAGCCAAGGCAGAGGGGUUCAUUACAAAAGACACUCCACUACUUGUAGCAGCAAGAACGGGAAUCCUUGAAAUAGUAAAGAGAAUACACAAAAAAUGCCAUGUCUCCAUUCAAGAUCUCGACUCCAACGAGAAGAACGUGCUGAUGCUCGCAGCUGAAUACAGGCACACCGCCGUAUUCAAUUAUCUCUGCGACUCGAAGCUUCCCGAAUACAUGUUUCGGCAGUUCGAUAAAGACGGGAACAGCAUCCUGCACCUCGCCGCCAAGCUCACCGAGCUCUACCCUUGGCGAAUCCCCGGCGCUGCUCUCCAGAUGCAGUGGGAGAUCAAGUGGUACAAGCAUGUCAAAGGAAUAGUGUUUAAUCAGCACAUUUCUCAGUCCAACAAGAAAGGGAAAACGCCUAGGACUGUAUUCUCAGAAACGCACAAGGACCUAAUGAAGGCCGGUAACGAAUGGCUCAUCAAAACUUCCGAAUCCUGCUCAGUUGUCGCGGCCCUCAUAGCCGCCGUUGCGUUCGCCACCUCGUCCACUGUUCCCGGCGGCCUAAACCAAGACAAGGGGAAACCGGUUCUCCAAGAUGAGAAGGCCUUCGACGUAUUCUCGGUGGCUUCGCUGGUGGCGCUCUGCCUGUCCGUGACGGCCCUCGUUUUCUUUCUGGCCAUCAUAACGUCGCGGUGUGAGGAGCGCGAUUUCAAGAGGAAUCUGCCGAGGAAGCUGUUGGCCGGGCUGAGCUCUCUGUUUGCGUCCAUUACUGCGAUACUCUUGUCUUUCUGUUCUGGCCACACUUUCAUCUUGAGGGAGGAGCUCAAGUUUGCUGUCAUCCCCAUAUAUGCCUCCGUCACCAUACCCGUCGCGUUUUUCGCCAUCGCGCAGCUGCCCUUGUACUUUGAUCUUCUCUGGGCUGCCUGCAAGAAGGUGCCUUUGCGCAGCUACAAGGUGUUCUGUUACUAGUGUGUGUGGUUUUGCCUUUGGCUUCGAGUCAUAUAUGUUAUGGUUUUUGGAUUGAGUUUGAGAAUAUAUGAAUUGUGAUAAGCUAUAUCCCCUUACUUAUGAUGCAGGAUAUUACAGUUUCCAUGUGUUGUUUAA
Messenger RNA from Salvia miltiorrhiza (redroot sage), 2400 nucleotides. RefSeq lists its product as uncharacterized. NCBI's taxonomy places the organism in Eukaryota, Viridiplantae, Streptophyta, Magnoliopsida, Lamiales, Lamiaceae. Gene Ontology annotation, molecular function: protein binding. Bases 1 to 2265 code for a protein of 754 amino acids. The record is from RefSeq and is a predicted model, not a curated record. The transcript has 7 exons.